AUGACACGAGACAAACGUGAAAUUGUAAACUCCAUGGUCGAGGAUCUUCUUCAGCAAGGGAUGAUCUUUGAGAACACUAGUGCGUUUGCAUCCCCGGUGCUUCUAGUUUUGAAGAAGGAUGGCACAUGGCAACUGUGCGUGGAUUAUCGAGUGCUGAAUAAGGGACAAUGUCAUGCUAAGUUUUUCAGCAAGAUAGAUUAUCAGAUCAGGGUGGCAGCUGCAGGUAAUUUCAACAUCAUUCCUAACGCAUUUUCUUGCAUGUUUGCAAAACCAAAAGGAUCUGCAAUGUAUGAUGUUUCCCGCCAGCAACCCGAGUUUCUGCAGGCAAUUCGGGAUACAUAUCUUGAGGAUCCAACUCUUGCCUCUGCUUGUCAGACGUUAUCUGCUGGCAACCCGUAUCCAAAGUUCAUACUAGAUGACGGUCUCUUAUGGCGGAAAAGAUGCCCAGUUUUGAGUGGCAGACAUGACCUCCAACGUCAAGUUUUUCGUGAAUGCCAUUCUAGUUUUGUUGCAGGUCAUCCAGGCGGGAAUGCAGAAGAGAAGCGGGUUUUCGGUGAUCAAAACCAGGUGAUCAAAACCCAGGUGAUCAAACCCAGACAAAGCAUGAGACGGUUCCAAAUCCAGGGUUGCUUCAUCCUCUUCUUCGCUAAUGGCCCAUUUGACAGCAUUAGUAUGGAUUUCUUCAUGGGAUUGCCAUUGGUUCGGAUCGCUUCUCCAAAGUUGGUCGUUUUAUUCCCAACAAAAUCAACAGCGUCAGCUAAGGAUAUUGCAGAGCUUUUCUGCUCUGAAGUUGUUUGUUUCCAUGGAUUGCCUCGCAAGAUUGUUUCAGACAGGGAUCCAAAGUUUCUCAGUGUCUCUGGCACCAACUCUUCCAGUCUAUGGGCGUCAAGCUUUCCUUCAGUUCAGCAUCCCACCCUCAGUUAG
Messenger RNA from Selaginella moellendorffii, 924 nucleotides. RefSeq lists its product as uncharacterized. The transcript is spliced from 3 exons. Gene Ontology annotation, molecular function: nucleic acid binding. Lineage: Eukaryota; Viridiplantae; Streptophyta; Lycopodiopsida; Selaginellales; Selaginellaceae. The record is from RefSeq and is a predicted model, not a curated record. Bases 1 to 924 code for a protein of 307 amino acids.